Molecule: messenger RNA, 4277 nt
Organism: Cicer arietinum (chickpea)
Lineage: Eukaryota; Viridiplantae; Streptophyta; Magnoliopsida; Fabales; Fabaceae
Product: probable serine/threonine-protein kinase SIS8
Biological process (GO): protein phosphorylation
Molecular function (GO): ATP binding; protein serine/threonine kinase activity
Source: RefSeq, a predicted model, not a curated record
ACUUUGUAUCACAAAGGACAAAGAUUGGGUUUUCUUGAAAUAGCAAAAGGUGAAACCUCAAAGGGACCAUUUAUUUUUCCCUACUUGUUCAUUCUUUUGAAGAGAGAAGAAGAAGAAGAACAACCACUUCACCACUCAACUCAAACUCAAACUCAUCCUCUAAUCAACUCAGUUAAAAAUCAAAAAGAAGAAAGAUAAACCAACUUGCUUCUUCUUUCUUGUGGUUAAUUGGUUUCCCACCAUCAACAACAACUACACUUUUUUUUAUUUAUUUAUAAUUAUUUUUUGAGAGUGUAAAAAUGAAAUCUUGAUGUCUGUUUUGUGUCUGACCAUGACUGAGUCUGGUGAAAGUGGGUCAUGUUUUAUUGUGGCCCCUACAACUCUCUCCCACUUGCUUCUUCUUUGCUGUCUUCUUACCUUCUCCUUAGCUACCUUUUAAUGUUUAUGUUUUCUCUUCAAAUUCUCUUCUCUGUCUCUUCUAUUUUUGUUCAUUAUUCUCUUCCUUCCAUCUAAAGAUCCAUUCAUUUAUUCUUGUUUCCUUAAAGUGUUUUUUUUUUUUGCUACAUAAAAAGCUUGAUUCUGUUUCUGUGUCUGCUCUGUAGUAGUCUGCUUCAUUUCAAUUCAACAAACCAUCUUCAUCACCUUCUAAAGUUUGUUCCUUUAUAACGUUUUCUAUGCUUUUUUCUUUGAUUUUUUUGUUUUGGUUUCUGGGUUUAUGAGCUUUUUGCCAAAAAGGGUUUAUUUCUUUGACUAUUUUGUAGCUACUAAUACUAUUGUUCUGAUACUGAGAUUCUUCAUGCUUGGUCUAAGAACACUAUGGAGAGGUUUUCACUUCUUUAACAUUCAGUACUGUUACAACAAGGUGAAAAGUUAUGAAGAACAUUCUUAAGAAGCUUCAUAUAAUGUCUAAUCAAUCAGAAGAUGUACAAGGGUCUGCUGCAGAAAGGAACAACAAGUCCAAUGAUGGUUCAUCUUCAUCGCCUACUACUCGAAAAAAGCUUUCGAAUUGGUUGCAUUCAGUUUCUUCUAAUAGGCAAAGUCCUUGCAGUCCUCCAUCUCCAAGCCUAAGAGGAGAAAGAUUGGAGCUUUCUGAUUCAGUGAGCUGUGGUGGUGGUGGUUUGGAGAUUGUUUCUGAUUCAGCGAAUCGUGAUUCGGGGUCUAGCACUUCGAGGGAUCCUGAAGUGGAAGAAGAAUAUCAGAUUCAACUUGCUUUAGAGCUUAGUGCAAAGGAGGAUCCUGAGGCUGUACAGAUUGAAGCUGUUAAGCAGAUAAGUUUGGGAUCUUGUGAUCCUGAUAAUACACCAGCUGAAGUUGUGGCAUACAGAUACUGGAAUUACAAUGCUCUUGGUUAUGAUGACAAGAUCUCAGAUGGUUUCUAUGAUCUGUAUGGUGUCUUAACCGAGUCGAUGUCUUCAAGAAUGCCUUCUCUGGUAGAUCUGCAAGGAACACCGACCUCAAAUUAUAUAAAAUGGGAAGCAGUCUUGGUCAAUAGGAUUCUUGAUUCCAAUUUGUCGAAACUUGAGCAAAAGGCCCUGGAGCUGGCAGUAAAGUCAAGGGAAGAUUCUGAAAUAGUUGUAGACAGAAACUUGGUGCACAAGAUUGCAAUAUUAGUGGCUGAAUAUAUGGGUGGAUCAGUUGAAGAUCCUGAAAGCAUGACAAGAGCAUGGAGGAGUCUUAGUUAUAGUCUAAAAGCAACCCUUGGUAGCAUGGUUUUGCCUCUUGGAUCACUCACUAUUGGAUUGGCUCGGCAUCGUGCAUUGUUAUUUAAGGUGUUAUCUGAUAGUUUGGGCAUCCCAUGUCGGUUGGUGAAAGGAAUGCAAUAUACAGGUUCCGAUGAUGUGGCAAUGAACUUUGUCAAGAUGGAUGAGGGAAGGGAGUACAUUGUUGACCUCAUGGCAGCUCCUGGGACACUUAUUCCGUCUGAUGCAACUGGAUCACAUAUCGAGUACGAUGAUUCUUCUUUUGUAGCCAGUCCUUCAUCAAGAGACUUUGAUUCAUCUCACAUUGCAUCGUUCAGCAGCGGCGUUGGAAGUUCAUCCGAAGGAACUUCAGAGUUUGGGACUUUUGAUAAAAAAUAAUUGAAUGAGUUCAAAAAUAUCCCUAACGUAGAGAAGAUCAAGGCAAGGGAAUCUGUUAGCAGACCUAAUAAUUAUCCAUACACGCAUGGAAGAUCUCCUUCUUGGACAGAAGGGAUCAGUUCCCCUGCAGCACACAGAAUGAAAGUCAAAGAUGUUUCUCAAUAUAUGAUUGAUGCUGCCAAGGAGAAUCCUAACUUGGCUCAAAAACUUCAUGAUGUUCUACUUGAAAGUGGCGUUGUUGCUCCUCCAAACUUGUUUUCUGAAAUCUAUCAUGAUCAGUUAGGUUCCCAAACUGAGGCCAAUUCUUCAACUGAAGAAAAGGAUGAAUAUAAACAGCCAAGUCUGCAACAAGAAGCUAAGGUUGGUGAUUAUCUCAGUCCUCCUCGUUUUUUGCCUCCAUUGCCUCCUCAAAGAACGCAUACCAAAGCAAGUUCUAGCAGUCAGAUUGAGCAUUCUAAGCCCGUAGAAAGUUUGGGAAUUGGCCCAUCUCCUGAUACAAGGGAAGCUUCUGGAUAUCACAUACAAUCCGAAGCAGAAGCAACUCAGGUAAAGUACGGGAAAAAUGUACCGGUGGCUGCUGCUGCAGCUGCCGCGGCUGCUGUUGUUGCAUCUUCUAUGGUAGUUGCUGUGGCAAAGUCAAGCACUGACUCAAAUAUUGAGAUUCCUGUAGCGGCAGCUGCUGCAGCUGUUGUAGCAACCACUGCUGCCGUCAGUAAACAGUAUGAGCAGGGAAGUCGAAGUGAUGGAGAUACUGAGGGUGCUAGUUGUGAGCCAAAAGGUAGUGGUGACGGAGAGAAUAAUGCUUCAGAAGGAGAGCAAAAAUCUGAUAGAUCGGUAAGUAAUGAUAGCACAAAAUCUGAUUCUGCACUAGAUGAUGUUGCUGAAUAUGACAUUCCAUGGGAGGAAAUCGCGAUGGGUGAACGUAUCGGACUUGGAUCAUAUGGAGAAGUGUAUCGUGGUGAAUGGCAUGGAACUGAAGUUGCUGUAAAGAGGUUUCUGCAUCAAGAUAUCUCUGGUGAAUCACUUGAAGAAUUCAAAAGUGAGAUCCAAAUAAUGAGAAGACUGAGGCAUCCAAAUGUUGUUCUCUUCAUGGGAGCUAUAACUCGACCUCCAAAUCUUUCAAUUGUUACUGAAUUUCUUCCUAGAGGGAGUUUGUAUAGAUUAAUUCACCGACCUAACAAUCAAUUAGAUGAGCGAAGGCGGUUGAGGAUGGCCCUGGAUGCUGCUCGAGGAAUGAACUAUUUGCACAACUGCACUCCAGUGAUAGUGCAUCGUGAUUUGAAGUCCCCAAAUCUUCUUGUUGACAAAAACUGGGUUGUAAAGGUAUGCGAUUUCGGUUUAUCUCGAAUGAAGUACAGCACAUUCCUUUCUUCUAGAUCAACUGCGGGAACAGCUGAGUGGAUGGCUCCAGAAGUGUUGAGAAAUGAACUUUCAGAUGAAAAGUGUGAUGUCUUUAGCUAUGGGGUGAUAUUAUGGGAGCUCUCUACUCUUCGGCAACCGUGGGGAGGAAUGAAUCCAAUGCAAGUUGUUGGUGCUGUCGGUUUCCAGCAUCGCCGUCUUGAUAUUCCAGAUAAUGUUGACCCUGCCAUUGCAAAUAUUAUUCGACAGUGUUGGCAGACAGAUCCUAAGUUGAGACCUACUUUUGCUGAAAUAAUGGCGGCACUGAAGCCAUUGCAGAAGCCAAUUACCAGUUCUCAAGUGCACCGUGCAAGUGCUCAAUCAUCACGACAUGCUGAAGAUCCAGCAGCAUAGGAGACAAUUAUACAGCUAACGAAACUUUUUCAUUUUACUGCUAAAAAAUGUGAGGGCAAUUUGUAAAUUAUUUUCUAUUACUGAUCGGUUCAAGACCUAUCAGCUAACGUUCAUUCUUAUUCAAGGUUUUCGCUCCUGCGUUUUUCUUUUCUGUUUGUUUCCUUUCUCUUCUGUAAUUUACAACGCAACCAUUGUUAGGUUGUUCCAUUCUGUUUGUACAAAAUUCUUUGGCAAAUGUUGUAAUCAGCAUCUAAAUUUUGUUGUCCAUAAAUAGUUAUUAAAAGUUGCAGUUGUAACUUAAACAGAAGAAAGGAUUAAAUGUAAGUGAAAAUUGCUUGCUUGCUGUAUUUAGUGAACAUACAAAUUUAGUGUGUUCAGUUUCUUUGUGCUGGCAGUUCUGUAACACUGGUGGCACAUUAAUGAAUUAUACCCAGUUCUCCUGUUUUA